Messenger RNA from Seriola aureovittata, 5870 nucleotides. It is a transcript of the gene spef2, whose product is annotated as sperm flagellar 2. Lineage: Eukaryota; Metazoa; Chordata; Actinopteri; Carangiformes; Carangidae. Gene Ontology annotation, molecular function: protein binding. The record is from RefSeq and is a predicted model, not a curated record. The coding region runs from base 440 to 5692 and encodes 1750 amino acids. Gene Ontology annotation, cellular component: sperm midpiece; manchette. Gene Ontology annotation, biological process: sperm axoneme assembly. The transcript has 39 exons.
ACCAUAACUGAUUUGCUUUACGUCACUGAUAAGUUCGUUUUCCGGUCCAAUAAAUAUAAGUUAUUGUUUUCUUUCGUUGCAUCAUUAGUGAAAGGUGGCUGCAAUCAAGAGUCGCUAAAAAUACCAUCGUCCCUGCUGACCUUCUUUAAGGCUGAAUUGCACAGGUUCUGGAUCAGUUUGUAGCCACUACAUCCCCGUUUUUAUUUGAAGUGAAAUCUGAUCCAGGGUGAGAUGGGCCCGCCUGCUCCCAUGAGUGCCCUCCUGAAGCACCCUUGGCAACCCCGUUGACAUGUCGCCAUGGCAAUUGUGCACCACAGGGAUUUCCUUGGUCCUUGUCUGUUUUCAGUCUGUUUAUUAGCGAGCUAAAGAGACACACCGUGUCACAUAGUUUAUUAUUAUAGGUAGGUAUACUAUCUGAGUUGAACUUUAAUUAAAGAAGAUGUCAGAUAUUUUGUGCAGGUGGCUGAACCAGGAGCUCCGUCUGUCAAAAGCUGUUGAGCCAAAGACCUUUGCCAAGGAUUUCUCCAGUGGUUACCUUAUUGGGGAGGUUCUGCAUAAAUAUCAGCUGCAGAACGAUUUCAGUAUGUUUAUGAAGAAAGACACCUCCAUCUCCAAACUGAAUAAUUUUACCCGCCUUGAGCCUACUCUCCAGUUACUGGGCAUCUCCUUCGACAUAAACACAGUCCAGGAACUGAUGCAGGAGAAGCAGGGUGUUGCCACACGCCUCCUUUAUCAACUCUACAUCUCACUUGAAAAGAAGAAGAGAACAGAAAUCAGUGGGACAAUGAUGGAAAUAAUGCAACCAGCAGCCAAUGCAGGCCUGCACAAAAAGGAGCAUGGCAUCUACUCUGAUCGACUACAUCAGGUGGUGAAACGUGAUGCAGAGCUCAAGCUGCAGAAGAUUUCUGAGCACUAUGAGGAGAAAUGCCAGCAAUUGAGCGAGAGGUCUGUCAUGACCUAUCCCAUCCAGCAAAAGACGCAACUCAAAGUCCAGGAUGAGAAAAGAAUGAAGAAUAUUGAGAAGCUGCAGAUGUACCGUCAGAAGUACAAUGGCAUCAUGCCUUGUAACCAGGCCAAUAUUGUCCAGGUACCCAAGCCACCGCCCUACACUUCACAACUCAACCUAAGGAAGCGACAACAGCAGCAGCAACGCAGAAAACACCAAGCACAGGUGGUCCAGAUUGAAAUAGCCCAGUUUGAGACAAACAGGAAGAAACUGGUUACCUCUAGUUUUGCCUCCUCUUCAAGUGGUAGUGGCCAGCCCAUUCCUGGGGAUCUUUCCCUUGAUGUCAGCAGCCAAGGCUGUGAGGUCCCUGGAAGUGGAACAAAGCUGAUAUUACAAUCUAGUAGCAAGUAUAUACAGGAGCUCCGGCAGAGGAUAGCGGAGAAUGCUGUUGCUCGUGAGCAGAGAGAAAAAAGACGAGACAGAUUCCUGGUGGAGCAGCUCAAGGCUCAUGAAGCUCAAGAGGAAGCACAGCGGGAGGAGCAGCUGGUGAAGCGUUUGACACGUCAGACUCAGCAGGAGCUGCGUUUGGCAUCUCAGCUCCUCCAGAUGCGUAUGCAGAAGGAGGUGAUCCGGGAGAACCGUCUGUUCAGAGAGCAACAGUACCAGCAGCGGAGAGAAAAGGACUUCCAGGAGGCUCUGGAGAGGGAAGCGGCUUUGGCUCAGCAGGCUAAGUUGGACCGCACCGAAGAGAUCAAAAAGGAGCUAGAGUUCUUUAACAGGAUUGCUGCUGAGCGCGCUCAGAGCAGAUACAAGAAGCACUUUAACAGCUGCAAGGACAUUGUGGAGCAGAUUGUGGACUUGGCCACCAAGGUUGGAGAAUAUCGACUGCUCACUGCAAAUCUGAUUCCAGAGAAGCUGAUGAGAGAGUGGAAGGAAUUGCUGUUCAGGGGCCUGCCUCUCUAUGAGCCAGUAAAGGGCCAGCAGGCCGGGUUUGAGUUCUCUACACCACUAGAUCCUGUAGAGCUUAAGAAGCAGGAGAUACUCAACAACCAGGACUAUGAUGAAUACACUAGCAUGGUAGGUGAGUGGGUGUGGCCAGAGGAAGCAGGGGAGACCAAAUUAGCCCCAACCAACAACAUACUUGGACAUGUUGUCCUGCGGCUGAGGAACAUUGUUCAUCCACCCAUUAUGGAACCUUCCGCACCUUCAUUUCCUCAGUUUACCCUCAAGGCCUGUGUCCUGGGCAAGUUUUGCUCUGGCAAGACCACCUGCCUGGCCAAGAUUGCUGAAGCCUAUGGCAUCUGUGUCUUAUCAGCUGACACACUGAUUGAGGAGGCGCUGAAUGCUUAUCAUAGUGGAGAGCAGAAUUUACAGGUCACAGAGCAGCAGGGAGAAAAAGAUAAUGAGCAACUGCUCACAUCCUCAACAUCACCGAAAUCUGACCUUGACACUGAAGAGGAAAGUGGAGACAUUGACAUAAGACUGUCUACGCGGGCCAUGCUGGGAGCAGCUGCAGAAAAAGAUUUGAGAGAAGGCAAUGCUAUCCCUAAUGAGGUGUUAGUAGACAUUAUAGUAGAGGCUAUCAGGCAGGUUCCAGCUCAGUCAGGUUGGAUCCUGGAUGGCUUUCCAGUGGACAUCACCCAGGCCUACCUGCUAGAGAAAGCCCUGGGUGGGUCUGUAGAUGUAGGGAAUGAAGUUGAAAGCAGCAGGGCAAACCUUGCUGCUGAUCCUGAUCCACCCAAACCUCUGCCACCCCCAAAUCCCGUAUUGGAUCUGGCUCUGCUGCUGGAUAUCCCUGAUGAGACUGUGAUGAAACAUGCAUUCAAUCACACUGAUGCAGAUACUGCUGCAGAAACAACCUCCCAUCACACAGACAAAAAUUUAUAUUUGGCACAGAUUCCACACAGGAUCACAGCAUUUCAGGACACCUGGCCAAAACUUGAGCUAUGGUAUGGUGAAAAGCAAAACAUUUUGGUCCGUGUUGAUGCCAGUGAAGUGGAGGAGGAAGUUUACAAGAGGGUGGAGUCUGUCCUGCUGCAAGUUUUGAUGCAAACACAGGAAGCUCUUGCCGCUCCUCCCUUCGAGGAUGUGUUGGACAGUGGGAAAGCUCAAGAGUCCUCUGCGUCAGCCACUCCUCUACCUGUAGACCAACCUCCAUCCCUCACAGAUGAAGCCCCAGGCCCCACAGACUCCCAUUCCAGACUUAAUGAUGAAAAAGCCCAAAGCGUGAACUCACUUUCCAAAUCCAACACACACUCCCCCACAGGGCACUCAAGGAAGGCAUCAACUUCCUCAGUGACCAAUGAGGUCUCUCAGGGAGUCUCUAAGAUCCUACCCGAAACUGCCUCUCCCUGCCCAGGCUCAUCCAGCUGGGUCUAUGUGGAUGAACCUCUUCCCGUAGAGAUCGCAGAGUACCUGUGCCCACAUUGGGACACAGUGUGUGAUUCUUAUGUGAACAACAUAAAGACAGUGAUGCAGCAGCUGCGCUCACAAAGCACUGUUAUCAGCCAUCACCUAUUCAACAUCAGAGAGGAGUUCAAGCAUUACCUGGGGCGUCCAGACUUGAAGCAGGAAUUAGUGUCUCAGUGGCAGAAGGACUUCAACAGCAUACCUGAUGAUAUGAGAGAAGAUGAGGAUACCAAAGCAGAGCUACAUCUGAGACUUGAUGAGUUGCGUGAACGUUUAUGGGACAUCAGUGACAAGCGUAAGGAGCAGGACGAGCAAGAGAGGGCUUCUCUCAUGUGUGACGGUUGGCUGGAGGACCACACUGCCGUUCUCAUCAACCACCAUGCCACACUCACGCAGGUGGAGUUGGACCGUUUCCAGGAGACCGUCUGUAUUCUCAGAGUCUACUAUUUGAGCAUGUACAGACAGGUGCUUCCUGAGCCACCCUCCAACUUUGUCUGUAUCCCCCUAAUGGAAACCUCAGAAAUUAAGGAUCAGGGCGAGAGCACUGAGCCAGUGGACACAAGUGUGUGUAGUCAGAUGGAUGACGGAGAGGAAGAGAGGAAAAUGAAAUUUGUUCCCCUCCUCCCCAGACGUCCUGACUCCUCAGGGGGGGUGUCCAAGACGAAAGGCCAGGAUCAAACAGAACCUCUCAAGCCGCCCCAUGAGAAACUCAUCUCUGACUACGAGGAGGCCCUAAGAGCCAUCGUCAAAUUGGUGUCAGCAGAAGCCCGCCAGGGGGCGACAAAAGAGCAGAAGGAGAAACCACAAGAGAAAGAAAGAGAGAAGACCACUGCAAGUUCAAACAAAACGAAAAAAGGGAAGCAAUCAGCAAAAAAACAGAAAGGUCCACCAUCCCCAUCUCCACCACCAAGCCCUGCACCAGCUGAUGACAAAAACUCAGAGAAGACUCAUGAUCAAGAAGUCAGAAACAAAAUACAUAAAGAAUAUGCAGCUGCACUGGAUCACGAGGAGAAUGCAGCAAAGGUGCGCAUUGCGCUGGUGAAAGGUCAUGGUCUGGUGAUGGUGCAAAGCCUGCAAAGCAGAGCAGAACAGGCCUUUAGCGACAUGGAGAAGUGGUUAGAAGCUCACUAUCUUGCAGAAAUGAAGAGUAUUGACCAGUUAUCAGAAGUGGUUCGCCACCACAUAGAAGCUGCUGCUAAGCUACAGAAUGAACUGGUGUUGGAAUGUACUGACUUCUAUUUGAAUGGAGAUUGCCGAAUGGUGGCUACCCGGACUCCCUCUGCCCAUCCACCCCCUCUGGAGAAACCCACACAGUCCACCCCGACCAUCACUCAGCUGGAAUCACUCCACCAACAACUAUGCAACGUUGCUCCAUCAGGUCUCAUUCCCAGUUCUGAUUUCUCAAGCUUGCUCAGGGAUAUCACCGCUGUUAAUAUGGGCAGAAACAUCUUGCCUGAGCCGUGGGUAAACACGAAUGAAACACAGUUGAUGGAGAUUGUGGCUUUGCUAGUGGAUGACUAUGAGCUUGUAGACUGGCGUCAGUUUCUGCUCAGUGCUGCCCUCCCUUGGUCAUUUCCCUCCUUAACACAGCUGCUGGCCGUGUUAAAACGUUUCAGGGCAGCAGAUACUGGCAACACUGGCUAUAUAAACAGGGAACAGUACCUACAGACAGAGUUGUGGUUUUCCAGUGAGAGUGUACAGCCGGUCUCUGAAGACCCCUCUGAGCCUCUACCUUAUGACCGUCUGGCUAACCUACGCAAGUUCUUUUUCCAGUUGUUUGCGGACCACUCUUUCUCUCCUCCUCGACUGGACUAUGUGUCCAUGCUGCAAUACUUUGCAGCCGACCCUAACCCCAGACAGGGCUUUAUCAGAGCACUUAGUGUAGUGUUGGGACAACAUCUUAAGCACUUCUCACCCGGCCACCUUGUCAGGUCUAUGCCCAGUAUAGAAGAGGCUACAGAGCUCAGCUCCUCAGAACUUGAUGGAGAGUGCAAGGAAGAAGAGACUUCGUGUCCAUCAAGCAGUUCAUUGGUGGGGCAAGAAGUGUCCAUCCCUGCUCUCCUCGAGGUCAUCUGCCACAAAAUCACCAAGAUGAAAGAUGGCAACCCCCUUCCUCCAGGCUGUCUGAGUCAGGAGGAGCACACUGAGCACCUGGUGCAUGUAUUCAGAGAGCUGGGCUACAAGCCUGAGAACGGUGUGCCCUUCUUCAUUCUGUCUCAGCAUCCUUUCAUCCAGGGCCUGAUGGAGACCACAACACACUACCAGCUUGUAAAUAUUCAUAGGGUGCUACUGGCCAAUCAGGGUGAAGUAGAGGCUAACAGCUCGACAGUUUCCUAAAGGAUGAGACAUAUACAAUACAUGCUGAUGUCUGCAUCAUGAAGAACUCUUUCACUUAGGAAAUGAAAACAAUGUUGCUUUUGCCAUUUUCAAGUAUUCUCAAUACUUUUACAUUAUUACAUAAAUGUUUGCUGUCAGCCGUAUUGCUCAGUAUUGAAUAAAUGCAUUUGCACACAUA